UAAAGCUGAAGGACCUCAUGCACCAGAAACUCUGCUGGGUUUUGUCACCCUUAGAAGCCUGCUGCAGGGCCUGGACCAGGGCUAGAAAAUAUUCACGAGGGAAAAAUGGAAACCUGGAACAGAGCAAGGGGGCUGAGACAGCAAGGCUGGGACAGGACUGGUGCAGCCUGAGAUGGGAAAUGCAGAUGGGCUUCUGGAAUCAAUGUAGGGAGUGGAAAAGAGCCUCGGACGCUGUUAUUCUCAGCCUGCACCCAUCCUCCAAAGGGUAAAAGCUGUGAUCUCUCUGUGAGGGCAUCCCUGGCCGGGAAGCAGAUGCAGGGAUGCCAGCGGGUGUGUGCCUGCAGAGGGCACUGGACCGAGCUCCUGCUAAUGCAGGAGGAGGGGAGCACGGCCUCGCCUGGCACCUCGCCGGGCCUUCGAAGCCAGCCCCAGACUGGAAGCCCUGGGGACCCUCCCGAAUCAGCGCCGCGUGGAUCAGAGCCUGCGCUCACAAGCGCACCAUUGUUGGAGCUGUUUCACAGCAAAGUGCACUCGGUGCCCCUGUGAUCACAAAGGCACCUGCGGCAGCAGUGGGGGUGAUGACCUCCCUUCCCUAACAUCAGCUCCCAUUACCAUAAUGAUUCUGCUGACCUAAAUUCCCCCCGAAAGAAGUUUCGGCUGCGUGCAUCAUGCUUCCCCGCCGGCCCUGCACUGCAGGGCUGCUCAGCUCUGUGCUGCUCACACCCCCAGCCCCUCGGAGGGAGCUGAGCAGGGUGCUGGUGCUGCUGAUGAAGGCUCGCCCAUCCUGGAUGUGCCCUGACCUCGGUGGCACUUGCUGUGUCAAAAGGAGAGGGAAGGAUCCAGCCCGUUCACGCUCUCAGAAACCUGGAUGUCAUUUCUUGAUACACUCUCCUGCCUGAAUCACCAGCUUUUUCCACCCCCUCUUCUGCUCCUGUGUUGGGCAAUGACCCACUUAGACGCAUGCCAUGCCACAAAUAAUUACCAAUACCCUUCUUCUGUGCCUGACCACUUCCUCCCUCCACCCCCAGACUCUCCGGUUUGCAAUAAUUCUCCCACUUCCCAGGAGUUGCUGGUCAUGGUAAAAUGAGGGCUCUCCAAAGUUCCUCAACUUCUUUGGCAAGACCCAGAUACUGCACAGGACCAGUCCAUCAGGAUGCUUUGGCAUCAUCAUCACUGAAAUGGAUUAGCAACGGUUAUCUUCGUCCGCAUCACUUCCUAGAAUAGAUCCAGCACUAGUCCACAGCCUUUCAUGGCAAGCGAGAAGUUGGGAAGGCUGCUGGAUGCAAAUGAAUGCAGUGGGUAAUGAAACAGGAACACCUCGGGUGGAAACUGCCUUUAAUCUCAGUGCCAGUAUCUGCUGGCACAAAACUGCGUCAGGGCUGCCCUGCGUGGCACAGCCUGCUGGUGGAUGGGGAAACUGAGGCACGGGAAAGGUCAAGUGACUUGCCCGAGGCAAAAAGGCAGUCACUGGCAGGGCUGGGAUUAACACCCAUGCUCAUCUGCCAGACAAUCCAGGGCACUGCAGUCCCCUCCACGCGGCAUCGCUCAUUAGCAUCACCCCGAAACAGCCGAGAUGAGCCACACCAGACCCCGCUAUGUCGUCGAACGUCCUGCAUAUUCGGUCAGCCUCUUUGAUGAAGAGUUUGAGAAGAAAAGCAGAAGUUACCCUGUUGGGGAAAAGUUGAGAAACCUUUUCAGAUGUUCAGCUUCCAGAUUGAAGCUCUUCCUCUUCAGCCUUUUCCCAAUACUCACGUGGCUUCCCAAGUAUAAAAUUAAGGACUACGUUUUGCCUGAUGUCCUCGGUGGGCUCAGUGCGGGGACGAUUCAAGUGCCACAAGGGAUGGCUUUCGCGCUGCUGGCCAACCUGCCUCCCGUCAACGGGCUCUACUCCUCCUUCUUCCCCCUACUCACAUACCUCUUCCUUGGCGGUAUCCAUCAGAUGGUCCCAGGUACUUUUGCAGUCAUCAGCAUUAUUGUUGGCAACGUCUGCAACGAGCUGGCUCCGGAGUCGGACUACCAGUACUUCACCCACAAUGAGACCAGCGUCAACACCACAGCCCUGGAAGCGGCCAGACUGGAGAUCUCUGCCACGCUAGCCUGCCUGACAGCCAUCAUACAACUGUGCCUGGGAUUCGUGCAGUUUGGCUUUGUUGCUAUCUACCUCUCAGAGUCUUUCAUCAGGGGCUUCAUGACAGCAGCAGGGCUGCAGAUCCUCAUCUCCGUGCUCAAGUACGUCUUCGGCUUGACGGUCCCAUCUUACACCGGGCCCUUAGCUAUCGUCUAUACGUUCAUUGAUAUUUGUAAAGGCCUGCCCAAAACCAACGUGGCCUCCCUGAUCUAUGCCUUGGUCAGUGCUGUGCUCCUGAUCAUUGUCAAGGAGCUCAACCUCAAGUACAUGAAAAAGAUCCGGAUGCCCAUCCCCAUGGAGAUCAUCAUCGUAAUUGUUGCGACUGCAAUCUCUGGCAGCUUUAAGAUGCCCGAGAAGUACAACAUGCCAGUAGUUGGGAAGAUCAGCAUGGGGUUCCCAGCCCCAACCCUGCCCAUUGUGAGCAAGUGGAAGGACAUGAUCGGCACAGCCUUCUCGCUCGCCAUCGUGGGCUACGUGAUCAACCUGGCCAUGGGGAGGACCCUGGCAGCCAAGCACGGCUAUGACGUGGACCCCAACCAGGAAAUGCUGGCCCUGGGCUGCAGCAACUUCUUCGGAUCCUUCUUCAAAAUCCACGUCAUCUGCUGCGCGCUCUCCGUCACCCUCGCUGUGGAUGGGGCAGGAGGGAAAUCACAGGUGGCAAGUUUCUUUGUGGCAAUGGUGGUGAUGGUGACUAUGCUGGCUCUGGGGAUCUACCUUGAACCCCUUCCAAAGUCUGUCCUGGGAGCCCUCAUCGCCGUGAACCUGAAGAACUCCCUCAAGCAGCUGGCCGAUCCCUUCUACCUGUGGAAGAAGAGCAAGCUGGACUGUCUGGUCUGGCUGGUGAGCUUCCUGUCCGCUUUCUUCCUGAGCCUGCCCUACGGAGUCGCUGUGGGCGUGGGAUUUUCCGUGUUGGUUGUGGUUUUCCAUACCCAGUUCCGGAAUGGUUCUGCCCUGGGCCAAGUAACCUCCACGGACAUCUACAAGAACCCGAAAGCCUACAACAAGGUACAUGAGCUUAACGGGAUUAAGAUCGUGACCUACUGCUCGCCACUGUAUUUUGCCAACUCAGAGAUAUUCCGAGAGAAGAUUAUAGCCAAGACCGGGGUGGAUCCAGGUAAAGUGUACUUAGCCAGGAAGAAAUAUGUGAAGCGGCAGGAGAAGGGGACAGAGCAGCCACCAACAAAGCUGCCAAAAUUCUUACUGAGGCAGAACAAGACCUUGUCUUUGCAAGAGCUCCAGAAAGACUUUGAAAGCACCUCUCCAACAGAUACCAACAACAACCAGACGACUGCCAACGGUGCCAGCAUCUCUUAUGUCACGUUCCGCCCGCCUGCCAAUGGCGCCGGGCAGGUGCACAGCUCCGGAGAGCUGGGCAGCACCACCAGCCUGCAAGGAAGCACCUUCAGCAUCAUGCCCACAGCAGAUGUUGACCCUAUGGCCACGGCACCGCCCUAUGUCAGCUUCCACACCAUCAUCCUGGACAUGAGCGGGGUGUGCUUUGUUGACCUCAUGGGCACAAAAGCACUGGGCAAGCUGUGUUCCAGUUACCAGAAGAUUGGGAUUAAAGUGUUCCUGGCCAACGUGCAUGCCCAGGUGUACAACGACAUCAGCACAGGUGGAGUCUUUGAAGAAGGAGGCCUGGACCAAAAACACAUCUUUUUGACAAUCCACGAUGCUGUUUUGUUUGCACUGGCAAAUAUCAAAGAAGUCGUCCACCCGCCCAUCUUAGAAGAGAGGCCGAACCAGACAGAGCUCUCCAUCUAUGACGAGUCUGUGGAUGAAAGCAGCUCAGAGUUCAAGAACUUGGAGGAGGAGAUGUUUGGAAGCAUGUUCCGCUCAGAGACCCAGACAGCGCUGUGAGCCUCGGAGUGCCUCAUACCCCCCGGACAGCCUCCUUGCUCCCACCCCUUCACGAAGAGCUGUGCUCCCACCCAGGGAUACAAUAAGCUUGCAAAGCAAGAGGCCAUCACACCUCUUGAACUGGUAAAUUCCUCCCCCCUGCUCUGCUGCUGGUGCUCAGAGAAGCGGAGUGGGCAACGGGACACUAUGGGAGCAGGAACUCAGGGAACGCUGUCCCCCUGAUCGCAGAAGAGAAGCGAGUUCACUUGAUGGCAGGUGCCUUGAUAAUGGGAUGAUUAGUUGUUUUUGCCAAGUGCUCUCCUUUCUCACACAACCGCACUCUUUGGCCCACACAGGCAUUACAUAAUUUGGGCAUCCCCCUUCUUUCUUUGCCUUCCUCUUUGUCUUCCCGAUGAAGCAAAAUUAAGCAAUGAUUACGAUCCUUUCACCAUUCUGAAUCAUGAGCAAAAGCAAAUCUUGCCAAGUGCAGCUUUGUCAGGUAAUGUUGUUUUACAAUGUGCACUGGUCGUCGGGGUGUCCCACCACGGGUGCAAACCUUUGUGUUCCCCUGAGCUUCGGAAGCACUCCCUCUGCCUUCCCUGUGCCCCCGCGAUGCCCCUGCUCUGCUCCCUGUGAGACUCAGCAUCCCAGAACCACUGCCCCAAACCACUGCUGUACUUCUCACACCCUGAAGACUUUGGUAUAUUAUCUCCGUUCUACUUUCUGGAUUACUUUUUUUCUUAAUAGUAGGAAUAGUUUGUAAUUGGACGUAAGAAUUCCUUGCUACUGUGUGCGAUGUGUGCCUGCCUGCCCAGUAGGUUGGGCACACAUUCA
Oxyura jamaicensis (ruddy duck) is the source of this 4801-nucleotide messenger RNA. It is a transcript of the gene SLC26A9, whose product is annotated as solute carrier family 26 member 9. Gene Ontology annotation, cellular component: membrane. Gene Ontology annotation, molecular function: chloride transmembrane transporter activity; sulfate transmembrane transporter activity; oxalate transmembrane transporter activity. Bases 1574 to 3988 code for a protein of 804 amino acids. The transcript has 21 exons. The record is from RefSeq and is a predicted model, not a curated record. Gene Ontology annotation, biological process: transmembrane transport. Lineage: Eukaryota; Metazoa; Chordata; Aves; Anseriformes; Anatidae.